AUGACCACCAAUCUCUACGUCUCUUCAUACAUUGGGACCAUCACCUCGCUCCAAUUGACUCGGCAUCCCGAUGCUUCUUAUUCCCUCACCCAAGUCGCUGUCAAUGACGGAUCGUACCCGAACCCCUCGUGGUUGACCAGAGACGAGCAUAACGGCGUGGUGUACUGUCUCGACGAAGGACUCACAGUCCUCGAUGGCUCUCUGGCAUCUUACAAGACCUCUGCAUCCGGCGUGCUCACCCAAAUCGACCGCCACAGCACGAUCAAUGGGCCCGUAAGCUCCGUCGUCUACAACGGCGGGAAGGCUCUCGCGGUAGCCCACUACACCGGCUCUGCCGUCACAUCUUGGGCCAUCCUUCCCUCAGGCGGUGUUCAACUCCUCCAAGAAUUCCCCUUCACCCUGUCCAAACCAGGCCCCGACCCCUCCCGACAAGAAGCCCCGCACCCUCACCAAGCCGUCGUCGACCCCACCGAUUCUUUCAUCGUCGUCCCCGACCUAGGCGCCGACCUCGUGCGUAUCUUCCGCAUCGACCACAGCACCAGCCUUCUCACCGAGCUCGUGCCCUUUAAGGCCUCGCUCGGCUCUGGCCCGCGUCACGGCGCCUUCCUAGCUUCUGGAGACGCGACCUAUUUCUUCCUCGUCUCGGAGCUGGGUAAUACCGUCACUUCAUAUAGAGUACUGUAUGGAUCUGAUUCAUUAUCAUUCGAGGAGUUAUCCUCUAGCGGUAUUUACGGGGAUAGGAAAACGCCCGAGGGCGCCGCUGCCGCUGCGGCUCUCUUGACUCCUGACGAUAAAUACCUCCUCACCUCCUCCCGCAACGCAACGCUCUUCCAGAUCCCAUCCUUCGAACCGGACUCGAGCACGCUGAUCCCGUCCGACACGCUACAGAGUUGGAAGAUCGACCACGGAACCGGGAGACUGGAAUUUCACCAGCUGGCGCCCGCGGGCGGGAGAUUCCCGAGACAGUUCUCUGUAAAUAGGGAUGGGACGCUGGCGGCGGUGGGGUUGCAGCAUGAUGGUCGAGUGGUGAUUGUGCAGAGGGAUGUUGAGAAUGGGACGUUUGGAAGGUUCGUCGCUGAGAUCGAUGUUCCGGGUAAUGUGACGUGUGUUAUUUGGGAUGAUUAA
Molecule: messenger RNA, 1125 nt
Organism: Amorphotheca resinae ATCC 22711
Lineage: Eukaryota; Fungi; Ascomycota; Leotiomycetes; Helotiales; Amorphothecaceae
Exons: 3
Coding region: 1-1125 (374 amino acids)
Molecular function (GO): protein binding; 6-phosphogluconolactonase activity
Source: RefSeq, a predicted model, not a curated record